AGAGAGACAGAGCGCGAGGGAGACAGAGGCGAGGAGGCAGCGCAUCACAUCAGGCACCGUUUUGCAUCCCAAAAUCUUGACGCGGGUGACUCGCCACACAAGCUGCUGCUGCUGCUGCUGCUGCUGCGGCCACCGAGUCACUUCAGAGACCGCAGAGGAGACAGAAGCGGGCUGGGAUCAAAUCAGUGACAGACAAAAAAAACUCCACCACCACAUAUCGGCACAACCUCACACAGACCGCAGCGUUUUGCUGAGGAGACCAGCGGCGUCUUCUUCCACGUUGGAGUCUGGAGCAGGAUUAGGCCAGGGCUCCCACCGAGGGGUGUGCGAUUCUCAUCGGUGCCCGAAAAAAAUCAAGUGAAGUCAGAAGAGACUGAAAGCUCAGCUGGUUCAGAGAGAGGUUCUACAUCGGCAGAGGGACAAGUUCUCACACACAAGUACCGAGCAGUGAGCAAUGAGGAAGAAACAGAAGAGGUGCCUGUCCAAUCAGAGUUGCAGAUGGCCACAGAAGACAUGAGUACCAGCCAAUCUGGCACCAGGCUGACUUCCACUUGCCAGUUUAUGCAUAACAAAUCAAAUGUGACCCCGUGAUUAAGCAAUUUAUCGAGUUUACCAAGGCACACAUACUGCCAAUGAAGUGAUACAUCCCAUUACUCUAUUCAUCUCUACUUUCACAAAAGAUCUCCAACCAUUUGGACUUGCAGUACAAGUUUACCAUACUGUGACCAGACCUGACAUGAACCUGAAGAAACGUGAAGUCAUCCUUCACUGAGCUAAUUCUAUUUAACAAAAAACCCCAUUUGCUUUCAAAUGGCUCCAGCCUCAAUGAAUACAUGUUAGAUGGCAAAAAUCUCCCGACGUCUUUCUGCAAUGAAUCUUGCAACAAAAUCCCAAAUGGCUCAGAGGACAGGACGGCAGAGAUGUAAUGUGACUGGAGGUUGUUCUUCGGUGGUCCUGUCUGGAGCCAGCUCCUUCCUCUGUUGGCUCACACUGCUGUCAAUAAUGCGGUUGCCAAUGGUUACAGCUGAUUGUUGGCUUAUUGAAGGGGAGAAGGGCUUUGUGUGGCUGGCUAUCUGCAGUAUGAACCAGCCACCUUAUGAAUCCAUCCCUGCCCACAUCAACAGCACCAUUGUGGAUCUGAGGCUGAAUGAGAACAAGAUACGGUCGGUCCAUUACUCUUCGCUCAGUCGCUUCGGCAACCUCACCUAUCUGAACCUCACCAAGAACGAUAUUAGCUAUGUGGAGGACGGAGCUUUCUCAGCACAGUUCAACCUGCAGGUUCUCCAGAUGGGCUAUAACAAGCUGAGGAACCUGACAGAGGGAAUGCUGCGAGGCCUGGGCAAGCUGCAGUAUCUCUACCUGCAAGCCAACUUCAUCGAGACUGUUACACCCAACACCUUCUGGGAAUGUCCCAACAUAGAGAAUAUAGAUCUUUCCAUGAACAGGAUUCAGGUGCUGGACGGCAGUUUGUUCUCUGGACUCUCCAAACUCACGACCUGUGAACUUUACACCAACCCCUUCAACUGUUCUUGUGAGCUCCUGGGUUUCUUGCACUGGCUCGCUGCCUUCCCCAACAGGACCAGUGAGAGGAUGGUGUGCGACUCCCCUGUUGGAUUCUCUGGCUUCAACCUCCUGAGCCAAAACCCCCGCAUGUCGACCCAGCGCACCGCUCUCCACGUGCUCAGCAUUGUAUGCACGGAUAUGGGAAGUAGCGUGACCCCCUUUUUUUCCAUCAACGCCAUUGAUUCCACCACACUGUCCCCAGAUUCUGCUUCUCCCUGUGGAUUGGACGAUUGCUCCUCCGGCACACCUCCCGAUGAGGUCAUCAGUAUUAGCGACCCCAUUUUUUCAGACACCAGUCCACUCAUGACGCUGAAGCAGGUGCUACAUUCAAGUGCUGUGAUAACAGUCCAGAUACCCAAUCCAUACAGGAAAAUGUACACCCUGGUGCUUUACAAUAACAGCUUCUUCACCGAUAUCCAGAUUUUAAAAAGUCACAGAGAAGAUAUUGAGCUCAAAAACCUAAAACCCAACACUGACUAUACAUACUGUGUGGCUUCUAUACGAAACUCCCUGCGCUUCAACCACACCUGUCUCACCAUCUCUACUGGCCGCAGGUUGGGGGCUGAGAGGAUAGCCAAUGAGUCAUCAGCCACCCACUAUAUUAUGACUAUUUUGGGCUGCUUGUUUGGAAUGUUGCUUUUUCUUGGCCUCCUCGUGCACUGCCUGAGAAAGAAAAGAAUCAUGGAGGAGAAGGAGCGAAAGAUGAGCAGGAUCCAGAGGACUUUGAUAGAGCUAAAGUACGGUGGAGAAGGGGAUAUCGAGGGAGGUAGUGGAGGAUCUGUUUCUCAGAAGAUUGCUGCUGGGGACAGCCUGCCCAGAAUGCCCUACCUGCCUCAGGGUGGUGAGAUUGAUCCAUACAAGCUGCAGGAGGUGAUAGAAACACCAGCCCACAAGCCUGCUAAACUUAACUACAUGGAGGUCAGAGGCUCUGGCAUAGAGAGGGAGCGAGAGCGAGAGCGAGAGCGAGAGCGCGAGAGAGAAAGGGAGAUGUCGCCACAAGCAAAUCCCCAGGGCUCUGUAGCAGAGAUUUCUACCAUCGCUAAAGAAGUUGAUAAAGUAAACCAGAUCAUCAACAACUGCAUAGAUGCUCUCAAAUCUGAGUCAACCUCCUUUCAACAGGGGAUCAAAUCCCCCUCUUCUGCAGGUGGAGGAGCUGUUUCAACUGCCGAGCCGCAGCUGGUGCUUCUCUCUGAGCAAGGAGAGCGGGGAGAAAGAGGAGGUGAGUUCCUCUCCCCGGUGUACAAAGGGGGAAGAGGAGGGAGAGAAGAGAGGGGGAGAAGCUCUCAUCAUUCUUUACAGAGGCACCACAGCAUGGAGGCACCACCAACUUCCAAAAGGCCCAGCACCUCCUCUUCUCCUGGCUCUGCCCGCAGCCCUCGCUCCUUCCGCUCAGAGGGAGGUUACCACUCAUCAGAGACCCGUUAUAUUGAGAGGACGUCCCCCGGAGAGAGAGGAGAAAGGGGAGGUGGGGGAGGAGAAGCCAUCCGUACAGUUAACCCUGCAGCAGCUAUCUUACGAGCAGAAGCACAGAGAAUCCGCCAGUAUAAUGAACACCGCCACUCCUACCCAGGCUCUCAGCAGCACCUUCAAGAGCUGCAGCACCACCCUCAGAUUUUGCAGGAGCUCCACCACCACCCAGGAGGUCGUAAGCCCUCUGUGUUAGACCCACUCACCCUGAGCAGGCAAGCCAAGCAGCGGGAGCUGGCUUACUCCCAGCUCUCGCCUCACUACCCACUCUCACCCCAGUACCACAACCUCAGCUACUGCUCAAGCCCUGAGGAAGAUGAGGAGGAGGAGGGGCUACUGUGCACCCCGACCCUGGGCUUGUGGGAGAGAUUCAAAUUGCACCGCAAAAGGCACCGGCAGGCGUCCAUGGAGGACGAAGGAUACGUGGCAGCGGGACACGCGCUGAGGCGAAAGGUUCAGUUUGCCAAGGAUGAGGAUCUCCAUGACAUACUGGACUACUGGAAAGGUGUGUCGGCCCAGCAGAAAGCCUGAUCUCACCCGUGGAGACCCCAAACACUUUGAAGAAGGAGAAAUAUCAGUGCACCCGUUACACACUAAUGCAGACACAAGCUGGACCUGUAAAUACACACAAACACACGCAGAAUCAGACACACAACAAUGGCUCACACUUAACACAAUUUAAGACAUUUUCUUUUGAGAACUUUAAGGACCAAACUAAUAUAUUGAAGAAAAAUCCUAACUUAUGAAUCUAAGUUACUUUUUGUAAUGUAAUGAGCUCUGACUGAUGUAGCUAUUUGUACCAAGUUUUGACUGACAAGAAAAAAAAAAAAAGAUCAACACUAACAACAGAAACCUUAAAUGUUGCCAGGUAACCCGUUCAGAACAACGCGGCUUUUGAUCUGCCUUGAAACCGACAUUUAUCAGUCCUGACCACAGCAUAUGUAAUGCUUAAGGUUUUUGCAUUGCUAGUUGAGGCUAUUUUUGCAUCGCGUCCGGCGAUGUAGCCUCCAGCAGAGACAUUUUUGAAAGGUUUGCUGUUGUUCAGGUUAUUAAAACCUUAAAAAAAACAGAUAUACCGGAUGGGUAGCCAGGCAACAGAGCUAUUCAACUGUGCCGAGAACGAGUAGGUAGCUCUCACCAGAGAGUGAGUAUAAUGUGCCAAAUCAUCCAAGGGGAUAGUAGAGGCCUACUGUGUUUCCUCACCACUGUUUUUAUAUACGGAAUUUAAAAAACCUAGAAUGAUAUGUUGUUAUUACUAUUAAUUAUUCUUAUUAUCAUUACUGGUCUUCUUAUUAUUCCUAUGAUCCUCAUCACUUAUAUUCUCUUAUUUGGAUAUGGCAUGGCUCUGUCGUGUGACUGUGUUUUGAACUUCUCAGCUGAGAUGUGCACACCAACAGAGACAAACGGAGCGAUGGACGAGACAGUUUUCUUCUUCUUUUCCACCAAGAGGAACGUGCUCUCUGCUGAGCCACAAAACAAACGCGUCUUUUCUCUUGGUGAACCCCUGCGACACCUGCUCCUCAUCCUCCUACAGAAGGAACACUGUACAGAUGAGAGACAGACAAAGAGAGAAGCUCUAUAUUUGCAACAGAUGUGACUGUUUUGUUUGUACAUGGUUUUGAAACCUUUCAGACUUUUCAGAAACCAGAAUCUCAAGUUGGUUACCUACCUGCUCACUUACAAUGGUACGUUUUUGAUUUUGAAAUCGAACAAAAAAAGAAUUCUAAUCCUUAAAUGAAUGUCUUCAAUUCCCACAGGGAAAACAUAUCUGCACUGUUCAAAAUCAAAAAACGACCCGUAGGGAAAGACCUAAAACGUUCAUAGCUUCCUUCCCGAUACACUGUAGCUCAACUGUGUCUCAUCAACGACUCAUCGUUCCCCUCCCUUUCUCCCACCUUUUUACUAUUUUAUGUGUAGGGUUCCUCGGGAUCCACUGUGGUGCCGUAACUUCACGUUGUUUUAAAUACUACUAUUUACAGACCUCUUUUUCUCCCCAUCGCUAAACAUGAGUUUGCCAAACAGAACAAGAAUUUGCACAAAAUGAUCCACUGGCAACGUUGGUUCACUGCUCCCCUUGUACUCUCCAAUCAUUUCUAAGACCAAAGUACUGUGGUAGUAAAUUGAACCCUUAUAGCCCCUGACCUGGCCCCAACUGUUCAAUCAACCAUCAUUCAUACAGUUGCUACUUUAGCACAUGUAUACACAAACAUCCAAGUGUACUCAUGCACACACAACCACAACCACACACAGAUGAAUGUAUUUUCUGAGAAAUUAAUACUGUCGAGCAGCUGGUUUUUUUCAUGUAUGGGCUGUAUUCAAACUGUGUUUUCAUCAGUCUGGCAGAAAAACACAUCAGAUGGCCACUUGUGUUUCAGAACCAGAGAAAAAUAAGGAAUAUUUCACGUUCCUCAUACCAGUUUGUGUUUCAAUUGAACCAAGAAGCCCAAAAUUGCCACUGCAGUUACUGAGGUAAUAGAAAUAGGGUUCCGCCUUAUCAAAGGUUUGAAACUGAAAAGGGUUUCGAUAUAAGAAGUGUUUUAGUCGUGUGAUUAGUAUCACUAGUUUGGUGAACAUAAGUAUCUGUGUGUAUUUGCAAUAUCAGCAGGGUCUAAAUACUGAGAGAUGAAGUUUAGAAAAAUGUGUUAACAAACACUGCUGUUUAUACAGAACUGUGCUGCAACCACAUAUUUAAUAAGACAUAAAGCGAGGAUGGAGUCAAGGACAUUUCAGUUCAGCUGAUCUUGAGUUUAACAGGCUUGUGUUACAAAUGCUUGACUGACUGAAUUGCACCCUCCUUAUUUUCUGAACUGAAACCGAAUUGACUCCAACCUUGGAUCUUCACCGAAAGCGACACCACCACAGGCAGCAGAGCUGUCAGACCAUGACACGUUUUAUUGGUGAACGGAAACACUGUAUAAAAUAUGUUUUCUCUGCCAUAACGAGUUCAGAAUGCUCAAGUCAUUUAGCCCAGUUAAAGCCAUAAUCAUGGGUCAGUGAAAUCACCACAGCUGUUAGUAGCACUGCAAAAGCACAUUCAAAUGUGUGGUUAAAAGAAGAAAAGGCACUUUUAUUUGUCCUCCUUCUCCCUCUCUUGCUGCAGCAGCUACAAUGUGGUUCCUCUGCUUCUGCAGCAGAACGACUCUGGUACAAAAGGAAACUGGUGCACUGUGGUUGUUUUUACAUUACACCUUCUAGAUUGUGGCUUUAACCAAACAACAGCCUUAAAACAUUCAAUUUUAUUUAGUCUUUUUAACUCUAGUACUGCUUUGAAAAUGGAAAACAGUUCAUUGUUUCGUAAAUUAUACUUUCCUGACUGCAAUUUUGUAAUUGCUUGACUCUUAAGCCUCACUUGAGCAUUCUUUGAGUAACAGUAAUAUCAAUGUAGCGAUGUAUUUAACUACUGUUUUGGUUUUUUUUUUCAUUUUGUUCUGUUGAUGAACAAUAAUGGCCUGAAUUUAUCAAGUGUCAGAGAACAGCAGAGCUCACCUAGAAUCAGACAAGCCCAUGGUAUAAGCGUUUAGUCAACUGUGACCCAAACCAGCGCUGCUAUUCUUUGAGGCGUGAUGAAGGGAAUCUGUGUUUUUGAAACAACAAUGCCUAGAAAGUGGAAAUAAAUUGAGGUCCUUGUAACGCGAGACAGAGAGGACAAUGGAGCAUGCUGCAAGGAAAUCCUCAAAGGAAGCUUGUGUUUUAUUCGUCCAGUGAAUGACUCAGGAGUGACCGAGCAAGAUAUAUAUGUAGAGAGACAGAACGCUCUGCCAUAGGAUCUCUCAGAGGCUUUCUUUAUUUUCUUGUCAAAAAAAUUUAAAUGAGCACAAUAAAAUAGCCUUUCUUUCA
Molecule: messenger RNA, 6867 nt
Organism: Solea senegalensis (Senegalese sole)
Lineage: Eukaryota; Metazoa; Chordata; Actinopteri; Pleuronectiformes; Soleidae
Product: protein ELFN1-like
Exons: 7
Coding region: 841-3561 (906 amino acids)
Cellular component (GO): plasma membrane
Molecular function (GO): protein binding
Source: RefSeq, a predicted model, not a curated record